UAAUAUUGGUUAAAAAUACAAAAAGUAUCGAAUAGAAAAAGCGCUUCACACAGAACAGCAAAUGAAGGAAGGAGAAUGAGGCCUACCAUGACUCGAGUUUUCCUGGACAACUUUAAUGAGAAAUGAUUAGGACAGCUUGGUUUAUUUAUAUAUGUGUUGAAUUUUGCCACAGUUACACGGACACUGGAUGUUGUGGACAAAACGACAAUGGAUCUUGUUGGAGAUGCUGCAAUAAUUAUGAACUCAUUAAAGGAAACUGUCGAGCUUGUGAGCCAGGAUCAAUGGGUGUUAACUGCAGCAUAAAGUGUAUGUAUCCUCAUUAUGGAGAGUUUUGCAUUGAAUCGUGCUCUACUAACGCCUUACAUUGUUCAAAAGAGGACUGUGACCCUGCAUCAGGAUGCAUGGUAAAAGAGACCUCAGUGACAUCGUACAUAGCGCAGACCGUUAUAAUGUCCUCAUCACAAGAGACUUCAGCGCAGGGAAACAAUCAACACAACACUAUUAAUGGGGAAAUCGUUACAACUAAGCGCAAAGAAUUUUCAACUCCCCAUGUGAGUAUGGGGAAAAACACUAAAUCCAACAGUCCAGAGGAAACAUCAGUCCCAAGGACAAUCAACACUAAGCAAACCACGUCCUCUAUCCGCCGACCGUCCACAAGGAAAUCCCCGGAGAGCGUCAAAGACCUGACCAGUGAAUCCUGGCUGAUUUCUGUCGUGGGAGUCCUGGGGAUUUCCCUGGGGGUCAGUCUCGUCGUGAUUCUAGGUCUGGUGUGUCUCUUCGUCUGGAAGAAAAGACAAGACAGCACCAUAGGAAAGUCAACAAACACGAAACAUGAUGGCAGACAAAGAGACCUAGAGACAAACAUGUACAGCUGUGAGCAUAUGGAUAGUAAGGAGGCGUUGACUUUGACAGAGGCGGAGAUAGGCACCAGUGUUACAAAGCAGAGUUAUAGAGAAUCCUCAGAGUACCAGACCCUCUGUGCUGUCUCUCCCCUGAGGAAGUCUGACGAAAGAGGCCGUUCUGACGCCCCUAGCCAUUCUACUGACACUUAUAUGGAACCUGUGACUAGAGAGGGAGUCACUAUCCGCACUAUUGUCGAUAACCCUUCGUAUGUUGAAGUGAUACCAUAGAGUCACAUACUUAUCGAACGUGAUACUUAGCUAACAAGAAAUUUUUUAUUGAAAACAGUAUUAUCAUAUUAUCAUUAAAGUUUUUUUCUCUUUGCAUAAACCUUGAUAAAAAAUAAAUAAUAUUAUAGCAUUUAAGAGUUGAUCAACCGAUGGACCACUGAUGGUUGUAAAUA
Saccostrea cuccullata (small rock oyster) is the source of this 1303-nucleotide messenger RNA. RefSeq lists its product as uncharacterized. The transcript has 5 exons. The record is from RefSeq and is a predicted model, not a curated record. The coding region runs from base 123 to 1130 and encodes 335 amino acids. Lineage: Eukaryota; Metazoa; Mollusca; Bivalvia; Ostreida; Ostreidae.